UUGCACCGGAAAAAGACUUCACAGACUUCACCCCUUCUGCCCUUCCCUCAUUCUCUCUCUUCUCUCUCUCUCUCUCUCUUUCUCUAUCUGUUUAUUUCUUCUCCUUCUUUCUCUCUACUCUCUCUGCCUGUCUUCUUCUUCUUCUUCUGCUAUUUUCUUCUGCUAUUUCUCUAUUUCUGUUGGGUUUUUUAUGGAUAAAGGAUGGGGUCUCACGCUGAAUUCUGACUGCAUCGGCUUCUUCCUUAACAAGCCCCCACCUUCUGCUGCUGCAGCUUCAGCUGUUAAGCUUGACCACAACAAAAGGAACCACCCAUUUGCAGCUGCUUCUAGGAUGUUCUCCGGUGCUGAAUUCCCGGUUAAACUUGGCCGCACAGAUAUCGACCAUACUUCCUCCGAUGAUAAUAACAAUAAUCGCCUGGUUGUCGAUGAAGUCGACUUCUUUUCCGAUAAGAAUAGACCGGCCGCCACCGCCGCCGACGAUGAUGGUUCCAAAACCAUCGGCUUUGUUAGUGUCAAGAAGGAGAAUUCUCAUGGUGAUGUGGCUGCUAGGCCUGGUUUGGAUGUAAAUACUGGUUUGCACCUUCUUACUGCUAAUACUGGAAGUGAUCAAUCAACGGUUGAUGAUGGGAUUUCAUCAGAUGUGGAAGAUAAAAGAGCCAAAAACAUUGAGCUGGCACAGUUGCAAGGAGAGCUGCAACAUAUGAAUGCAGAAAACCAGAAGCUGAAAGACAUGCUUACUCAAGUCACCAACAAUUACAGUGCUUUACAGAUGCAUCUCGUCUCUAUAAUGCAACACCAACAGAUCAAUCACCAAAAAAACCAAGAACUUGAUGAUCAGACAGUAGAAGGAAAGUCCGAUGAUAAAAAGAAUCAUCAUCAUGAAAUCGGAGGAGGAGGAGGAGCUAUUGUUCCGAGACAGUUCUUGGAUUUGCGACCCAGCAGUGCCACAGCCGAGACAGACGAUCAGGUUUCGAAUUCUUCGUCGGAAGACAGAACACGUUCAGCAACACCUCAGAAUGUCGAAGUUGCUUCAAAGGAUUAUGUAGGAAAGAGUGAAAUUGCUCCAUUCGAUCAAGAAAACUCCACUUUCCGUGAUGGAAAAAGACUUGGUCGGGAAGAGAGCCCGGAAUCUGAAACGCAAGGUUGGGUACCAAACAAGGUUCCCAAGUUGAAUAACGGUGGCUCCAAGCCGAUCGAUCAGCAGCAAUCCUCCUCCGAGGCCACCAUGAGGAAAGCCCGUGUCUCGGUCAGAGCCCGAUCGGAAGCCCCCAUGAUAACUGAUGGAUGCCAAUGGCGGAAAUACGGCCAGAAAAUGGCCAAGGGAAACCCAUGCCCUCGUGCAUACUAUCGAUGCACAAUGGCAGUUGGAUGUCCAGUUCGGAAACAAGUGCAACGUUGUGCGGAUGAUCGAACAAUCUUGAUCACAACAUACGAAGGGAACCACAAUCAUCCUCUCCCACCAGCUGCACUGGCUAUGGCGAACACAACCGCGGCCGCAGCUAGUAUGUUGCUCACCGGUUCCACGUCGAGCGCAGACGGGUUGAUGAACCCCAAUUUGUUAGCGAGAGCCAUACUUCCAUGUUCAUCAAACAUGGCUACCAUUUCAGCUUCAGCUCCAUUCCCAACGGUGACAUUGGAUCUUACCAACAACAGUCCCAACCCACUUCAAUUCCAAAGACCACCCCAACCUCAAUUCCAGAUUCCCUUCGCUGCAGCAGGUCAAGUACCCCAGAACUUUGCCUCGUCAUCCACGCCUUCAUUGCCCCAAGUUUUCGGGCAAGCACUUUACAACCAGUCCAAGUUUUCAGGGCUUCAGCUCUCUCAAGAAAUGGGUUCUUCACAAUUGGGCCAGCAAGCAGCUCAGAUGCUCCAAACUCAGCCUGCUUCGUUUGCUGACACGGUGAGUGCUGCUACCGCUGCUAUCACUGCCGAUCCGAACUUCACUGCAGCACUUGCGGCCGCCAUCAGUUCGAUCAUCAGCGGAGGUCAUCCUAACAAUAAUAAUAAUAAUACAAACACCAGCAGCAAUUCGAACAUCACCACAAGCAACAACAACAACAACAGCAAAAUCGGUAGCUUUACCGGAAAUUAAUUAGAAUAUGGUCCUUUUUUUAAUGAUAUGUUUUUGUUCCAAACAUGUUCUUAGCGUCAAUGAUUUUUUUUUGUUUUCUUUGGGUUUGGGGGUCGACAAGGAGAUAACAUGUCCAUACUUUUUUUUUUUUUUUUUUUGUGGUUUACUUUUUCUUGGGAGGUUUAAAGGGUUUAGUUGACAAGUACUUCAUUCUUUCUUUUUUACAUUGUUUCAUUCUGAAUAAUGUGAUUCAAAAUUUUCAGUAAAUACACAGAAAGAGAAAAUAAUAUAUAUAUAUAUAUAUAUAUUAUAUUAGUCUUUUAUUA
Molecule: messenger RNA, 2397 nt
Organism: Ziziphus jujuba (common jujube)
Lineage: Eukaryota; Viridiplantae; Streptophyta; Magnoliopsida; Rosales; Rhamnaceae
Product: probable WRKY transcription factor 31
Exons: 6
Coding region: 191-2092 (633 amino acids)
Biological process (GO): regulation of DNA-templated transcription
Molecular function (GO): DNA-binding transcription factor activity; sequence-specific DNA binding
Source: RefSeq, a predicted model, not a curated record